CCCAUUCAGCGGUGCCUGCGUCUGUUGCUUUGGGUGAAAAAUAAUAAGCUGACUAGCCGAGGGGCAGGCAAGACAAAAGUAUCUGGGAGACAGACAGGUGUCGCGGAAGUUUACACUUGCAGAGGCGCAUCCCUCCGCGUCCUUUUGUCAUUAUCUGGGAUAACGUGAAAGAGACAGUAACUGGCGGUCAUCCGGCACCCACUGAUCCUGUGUAAGUGAUUCUCCACAUCAACUCACUGCGAAUAGGGUUGUCUCAGCCUCGGCCCCCAGAGCAGCGGUGUCUCUACUCGUCCUGUCCUCUUGGACCAGCAGCUCAGCGUGGCGAGGCCAGGAGCCAUGGGCCGGAAGCUGGACCUGUCGGGCCUGACGGACGACGAGGCGGAGCAUGUCUUGAAAGUGGUCCAGCGGGACAUGAAGCUGCGUAAGAAGGAGGAGGACAGGCUGAGUGAGAUGAAGCAGGAGCUGGCGGAGGAAGGCAGCAGAUGCUCCAUCCUCUCCAAGCAGCACCGCUUCAACGAGCACUGCUGCAUCCGCUGCUGCGCGCCCUUCACCUUCCUGCUCAACCCCAAGCGCCUGUGCCUGGACUGCCAGUACAACGUCUGCAAGACCUGCUGCACGUACAACAAGAGGGACCGAGCCUGGCUCUGCGCUGCAUGCCAGAAGGGCAGGGUUUUGAGGACGCAGUCGCUUGAAUGGUAUUAUAACAACGUGAAGAGUCGCUUCAAGAGGUUCGGCAGCGCCAAGGUGUUGAAGACUCUGUACAGAAAGCACAUUAUAGAGAGAGGAGUGCUCUCUGAUCUCCCAGAAAGCAGCAAUCACGAGGGAAGCACCGGCAACGACAAUGAUGGCAGCAUCUGUGGCAGCGACUCCGCCUUCUACAAACAGAGUGAAGGACACAGUAUGGCAGAGACGCUCACAGUCGCCCUGCGUGUUGCUGAGGAGGCUAUAGAGGAGGCCAUCGCCAAGGCAGAGGAGUUCAGUGACAGCUUGGAGAAGCAGAAUGAGGCUCGGUAUCUGCAGGACCACAAAGAGGAGCUCAUAGAGGAACUUGCCACAACAAUUGUACAAAAAAUCAUCCAGAGGAGGAAGCGUUCAGAGAUGCAGACAGAGUACGACUUUGUCUGGCCUCAGCCUCAGUCCCUGAUCCAGUCCGGUGAACUCUCCUCUCCGUCUCUGCCUCAAGCUUCUUCACACGGCCCACAGGACCCUCUCAAGACCUCCUACUCCCUCUGGCGGUCGCAGUCAGCGUUCUCCCUCACCAGUGACGACUCCCCGGACAAGGGUCCAGAGGAGGAGGGGGCCAGGGCGGGCGGUGCAUUGCAAGAGUACGCUUCUCUGAAGAGGGAGGGCAAGGCCACGUCUCUACCCAGCUGGAAGAGUGUCGACCGCCUGGACAACUCCAGUGCAUCCUCGGUGCUCCAGAGCCCAGACGGUAACUGGAUUGCUCUGCACAGCUCACAGCUGUCUCGGCCCAGCCUGCUGACCAAGAGGAAGAGCCUGGUGUUCAGCGUGCUGGAGAAGGAGUCUGGGGUCGUGUCCGCGUACGACGAGAUGGGAUCCGACUCCGAGCAGGAUGACGAAGGCGGCUGGAGUGCGGCGUUGAGACAGUUCCGGCGCAAACUGUCCGAUGAGACUUACUACACGGACUCUCAGCACGACCCGGAGUGGACGUACACGCAGCACCUUCCCAUCACCUCACCGUCCUCCGGCCAGUACACCAACACAGAGACUCUCAACUCGGACUCGGAGGCCUCAUCGGUGCUGUCCGCAUGUCCUCGCAAACCGCCCCACAACCUGCUGAAGAAGAAAGGACCUCCGGACGCACACCUGCACCCCAACCACCAGCCGCUCUACCACCAACACCUUCACCAGAACUUCUCUCCGUAUCCGCCCCACUCAGAGGCCCUGGAUGUCAACUUCAACCCGAAGGUGAUGGGAGACAGCAGCGAGGCUGAGGAGAGGCAGGUCGACCCGGUCAGAAGAUCCCGGCGACGCAGGAAAAGCAAGAGAGAGUCGACGACGGAGCAGAGCAAACCUGGAGGCCAGAGCCACACAGAGUCCAUCUACCCGCUGGCACAGGAGAACAGUGGUUUUCUGCUCAAUGCCAUUCUGAAGAGGGGUUUAAGUGAGGAGCAGUCAGCACCUGACACUGUGCCAAUAGCCACAGCUGCACCAGACAUCUUCAAAUCGGAUGCCAUGACACCCGAGCCGGAGGACUUGGACACGGUGGCCCCGAAUUCAGCAGCCCCCAGUCCAAAGCCCCACUCUCUGGCCCCGGUGUCCCAGCACUCGCCCGUUACCUCCGGGCCUGGAGACUCUCUGGAAGAGGAGCUGCGAUCCAGACUCAGCCAGCUGGUCAGCCGCGCCAACAGCAAAGACUGCAGCUCAUCUGAGGAGGAGAGCACCAAGAGGCCCGCCGACAAACAGGCAGAUAAAGAGAGUGACAAACAGAGAGAGAAGAUGAGGUCAAAAGACACUGAUAGGCAGAGGGGCAGUGACAGAUUGAGAGACGGUAAGGACAGAGAGAAGGCAAGUGAAACAGCGGAACAAGGGAAUACACGAGAGGUGAAAAGAAGUGAGAGACUAACAAAGAGUCCUUCAGUGAGAGAGGACGGGAGAGUUAGGGAGCAGAGGGUAGAGAUGGGAGUGGAGUGUGUGGAAGAGAAAGCAGACGAGCGGGAGCAACAGAGAGGAGACAAAAGAGAGCCGAGCAGACAAAGUAAGAGACAACAUAAGAGAGAUGUGGAUAAAGAAUCGGGACAGAGAGGAGGAGCACGGAGGAGUGGAUACAGCGCAAGUUCUCCUGCUAUUACACCUUCUUCCCAGGAGGGGGUGCUGCCAGACAACCAGCAGAAGUACUCGGCGGCCUCUCUCUGCAGCAUCACCACCGAGGUGCUGAAGGUUUUGAACGCCACAGAGGAGCUGAUUUGUGAAGCAGGAGGUGAGAGCUACACCCCAUCGGAGACUGUGAGUGCCUCUCCCAUCUCCAACAGCUCUGACUCCCGCCGGCUGGACCAGAGGCUCACCAAGAUGGAGGAGAACGUGUACCUGGCUGCAGGUGCUGUGUACGGUCUUGAGGGGGCGCUGGGGGACCUGGAGGAAUGUGCCCGCGGUAUUCAGAGUGGCACCACAGACACAGAGCUGUCCUUCCUGGAGGACCAGGUGGCCACUGCAGCCGCGCAGGUUCAGCACUCUGAAGUACAGAUUUCAAACAUCGAGGCCCGGAUAUCAGCGCUGAAGACAGCUGGGUUGAAUGUGACUGUCUGCAAUCAUUUCUCCAAGUUCAAGCCAAAGGCGAAGCCGCAAACUCUGGACUCAUCGCGCCAUCAAAGGAGGAAGCUCCCGGCCCCUCCACUGAAAGAAAAGUCCGAGCCAGAGCAGCAGGUGAAAGUGUUUCGGCCGUAGUGACAGUCAGCAGCACAACGAGUCCCUCAGGGCCAUCUCAGAGGCCCAGGGACGGGGCCCGUCUCAUCCAGUGCCUUGACCCAGUGUCCGCCUCCAGCUCCAGGCCAAGGUUAGGGGCCAACACCUGCCCUGUGUGAUCCAACAAGCACUCCGCCCUCAGCCAGGCACGGUACCCUGUCAGUCAAAUGCCUCACAGAAGAUGACUGGCUCUUUUCCACUUUAUCCUCCAUCUUUCGCCUCCUCACCACGCACAUAACAUCAAGCAAGGAUGACUCGACAGUCGGUGUCUCUGCCUUAAAAAUCUGCAAACACUCCUCAUGAUCCAACAGAAAAGAAUAUCUGUACAGACAAAAAAAUUACUAAUUUCCUUUUUCUAUCUGUUUGCAAGAGUAUUGUGAUUUACUGUACGAUGAAGACGUGGAAAAAUCAUGUAAAACUUUCUGUGAUUCAGUGUCCCGAAAAGAUGCUGAGCCGUGUUUUUUAUACUGCAUCUUCUUUCUCACCAAAUGAAAUGUCACGAGGAAUCUUAUCAUACUGUAAGCCCCUUCAUUUCCACACACAGCUGUCAGAUGGUAAUCCUCAUUGGGGAAUGAUUGUAACACCUUUAAUCAUUUUAAGAAUCCAUGCACUUAAAAUAAGUGCUGAGAUACGCAGAGUAUCAGGGCUAACGAUGCUCGGUGGCAACAAAGCACAUUUGAGAAAUAUUUAAUUCUUUGUUAACAGCCUCAAAUGAAACAGUUAAAGGAAUAGUUUUGGGAAAUAUUUGCUUUUUUAGACAAGAUUUACAGCAGAAGAUCAAUAUCACUGUAAUGUCUGUUCAGUACAUAUGUAGCCUGUUAGCUUAGCUUAGCAUAAAGGCUGCAAACAGGAGGAAAACAGCUAGCUUCACUCUGUUCAAAAAUGUACAAAGAUUAGCCAAGCAGCACUUCUAAAGCUCACUGGAAAAAAUAUAUAUAUAUAUAUAUAUAUAUAUAUAUAUAUAUAUAUCAGUCUUUAAGCUAAGCUAAGCUAAGCUAGCCUACAUUAGCUUCGUAUCUAGUGUAGGCUACAGGCAGAAGACUAUUUCCCAUAAUGUCUUACUAUUCCUUAAAUAAAUGCUAACUGUAAAGAUUUACUGGGGAAGGGCUCUCCCAUUUAUAUAGAACAACACACACACACACACACACACACACACACACACACACACACACACACACACACACACACACACACACACAGCCUUAAUGUAAAAGCUGUGGGCGUUUACAUUGAAACAAGUCAAAAUAAGGUUUGAAUAAUGUCUGUCAGACAAACUCAGCUCAGGUCUGACCUUCAGGUUCAGUCGGACAACCUUCCCCGCGCAGUAUUCUUCAACCCAAAGUCAUUUCUUCGUUUACUUUCAAACGUUGUGGCCUUUUUAUUUGAACAAAAAGGUAUUUUCAUGUUUCCCCUUUGCUGGAUCAUGGCCACACUUUUGUGUUGCAUUCAUUAAAUCUUGCAAAGAUUUUUUUACAUAAUGAAGUCUGAUGGGCUAUAAAACAAAUGCCAUGGAACCAUGAUUUUGUUACAAGCAAUUUAUUUUUGUACUUACUGAACGUUUUUAUGCAAUACUACUGAAAUAAGUUCUAUUGCACAUUAAGGCUUUAUUCUCCCUCCUCAGUCAGUGCUAUCACACUCUCUCAUGCGACUCAAAGUGCUUUCAGUGUACGCCUGUAUUUACCAUUUGAUAUUCUGCCAGUAAGGAUGAUGGUAAAUGUUACAAAAACACGGGUGUCAACAGGCAUUUUGGAGCGGCUAGUACGAUUCAUGCUGUAUUUGUACUCCUUAAACAUUAGAUUUGCGAAUACUGCCUUUCAUUUUUGGUUGACCUACAUUAGUUCUCAGUUAGUUGCAUACGGUUGUCAAAGUUUCUGCUACGGCUUGAGAGCAGUGUUGGAUUUGCUUGAAGUAAAAGGUGUGAAGAUCUCCAGUAUGAAUGCUCGGCCCCUUCUAUUAGUGACCUUUUCAUCCCAGCCUUUCACAUCUCGGGUUUUGCACAUUGAUCCUGUACUUUUGUCAAUCUUGUUCUCCAGAAGUGUCGAUGUAUAAAAAGCAUGUUUCUGGUUUUAUCGAAAUUGAUGUAAAAAUGUCCCAUAAGAAGCACAGCCACAAGGGUCCAAUCAUCAGUGUCCUGUAUUUUUCUAAUGUAAAAAAUAAUAUUAUCUCAUCACAGAAUUUAUUAAUAUAUAUAUAUGUGUGAAAAGAUGGAUAUGAUAUAGAAUAAUAUGUGUAUUACCCAAUCAUAGUUGACCAAUCUUUCAGUGUUGUGUGCAAGAGACGGUGUAUAAUUGUCAUGAAGUCUACUUUACUGCUGGAACUGAGAUUCACACUGAAACCAGAUCUCACUCCUGUUCCUGUUUAAGUCCGGUGUGAAUGACUUCGUGAGGUUCGCUGUGCACCGCUCCACAGGCGUUCACUUUAAUGUGCAAUCGUUCGUUGCGCUCCAUAUGACAUGUUGGGGAAAAUAUUAACAAGCAAAAAAUACAGAUUCUCGAUGUGCCACAGUACUCUGAGACAGAGAUGUAUUAUGACAUGAAUAAAAUUUGCAAACUUAAAAAGCUUUUUCUUUGGAAAGGAAAUGUUUGUUGUGCACCUCAAAUGCAGGAAGGAUGUCACAUCGAUAACCAUCGUUAAUAAAGGAGUUUAUUGAUAGUUAAUUAAAUUAUAAUUAAUUCUGUUUACUAAUUAUUAGUAACGUUUUUUUAU
Messenger RNA from Cottoperca gobio, 6129 nucleotides. RefSeq names its product myosin VIIA and Rab interacting protein b (gene myripb). The record is from RefSeq and is a predicted model, not a curated record. Gene Ontology annotation, cellular component: cortical actin cytoskeleton. Gene Ontology annotation, biological process: intracellular protein transport. Gene Ontology annotation, molecular function: actin binding; small GTPase binding; myosin binding. Lineage: Eukaryota; Metazoa; Chordata; Actinopteri; Perciformes; Bovichtidae.